AUGGCCAGCCCUGGGAAGCCUAGGGCUGAGGAGGUCCAGCAGCAGCAGCAGCAGCAGCAGCAGCAGCAGCAGGAAGGCGCCUCUGCAGGGCAGGGGGCCGAGGUGCUGCAGCAGGCCCAGGAACUGUUUCUGCUAUGUGACAAGGAGGCCAAGGGCUUCAUUACCAGGCAUGACCUGCAGGGCCUGCAGAGUGACCUACCCCUCACGCCUGAGCAGUUAGAGGCUGUGUUUGAAAGCCUGGACCAGGCCCACACUGGCUUCCUCACUGCCCGGGAGUUCUGCCUGGGCCUGGGGACGUUUGUGGGGGUGGAGUCAGCCCAGGGCACACGCCCCUCGCGGGCUCCCGAGGAAACAUUUGAGUCGGGCUGGUCGGACGUGCAGAGCACGGGGGGCUCCCUGGAGGAAGAAGAGGAGGAUGCUGAGAGGCUCUGUGCGGCGCUGGAGCAGCUGGGGGUGGCCCGGGUCCUGGGCGAGCUGCGAGCUGUGAGGGCGCUCUGGGCCCGGCUGCAGCGCGAGCGACCUGAACUGCUGGGCAGUUUGGAAGACGUUCUAAUGCGCGCGUCCGCCUGCCUGGAGGAGGCGGCCCGGGAGCGCGACGGCCUGGAGCAGGCUCUGAAGCGGCGGGAGAGCGAGCACGACAGGGAGGUGCGCAGCCUCUACGAGGAGCUGGAGCAGCAGCUCCAGGAGCAACGGCACUGCCGGCAGAGCCAGAACCUCCCCCGGGAGGAGCAGAGGGGCCGCCUGGACUUGGAGCUGCAGAGUCGUGAGCAGGAGCUGGAGCGCGCCAGGCUGCGGCAGCGAGAGCUGGAACAGCAGCUGCAGACCCAGGCUGCAGAGAAGCUGGAAGCACAGGCCCAGAACGCCCAGCUGCGGCGUACCAACGAGGUGCUGCGUGAGCAGCUGGAGGGAGCGCAGGAGCAGCUCCGCAGACUGGAGGGCGAUGCCCGCGGCCACCAGGAGCAAACCCAGAGACAUGUGGUUGCGGUUUCCAGGAACAUGCAGAAAGAGAAACUCAGUCUCCUACGGCAACUGGAGCUGCUCAGGGAGCUGAAUACGCGGCUUCGAGAUGAGAGGGAUGCCUGUGAGGUCAAGCUGCUCAGCAGUAGCCACAGGGAGGCUCUGGCCACUGCUCGCCUGCCUGCGACCACCCUGCUGCUGCUGCUGCUGUUGCUGCUGCAGGAGCGGCUGGGCUCGGCCCCCGAGACGUGGCUCUGGCCACCUUCCUAGUGCCCGAUGACCAGCAUCUAGUGACUCAUUAGGCAUUACCUGGAGGAGAUGCUCCUUGAAGGCACCUUGUCAGGAGUGUGUCCCAUUCGGCAUGUGGACGCUACCCAGAGACACCCCCUCUUGCCUAAAGAAGACAUGAAGGAACUCACUUGUGGGUGCUCAGGGACUUCAGUGCCCUGCCAGCCUUCAUCCUGUCCCUGUCUCUGCCCAGCAACAACAAAAUCCUCUGUUCAAUAAAGCCCGCUGACUGUUCUGAGUCCUCCUUGGCCUUCUGUGUGUCUGGGAGCCACAGUGUGGUUCAUGCGUGAGGUGCCAGUGGGACAAUGUGACACGUGAAAGUGCACACGUGGCCCUACUGUGCUGGGCUGUGGGUCCCUGUGUCCUCUUUGGGUCCCUAGUUACACUCUGAGACAUAACCAUCCAUCAAAGCUGAA
Messenger RNA from Castor canadensis (American beaver), 1661 nucleotides. RefSeq names its product calcium release activated channel regulator 2B (gene Cracr2b). NCBI's taxonomy places the organism in Eukaryota, Metazoa, Chordata, Mammalia, Rodentia, Castoridae. The record is from RefSeq and is a predicted model, not a curated record. Gene Ontology annotation, cellular component: trans-Golgi network membrane. Gene Ontology annotation, molecular function: calcium ion binding.